AUGUCCCAACCAACAGUCAGACAGAUCCAUGUGCCUAGAGCUGCUAAGGCAUGUGCUGCUUGCAGACGUCAAAAAACUAGAUGUUUCCCUUCAAAUGAUGGUCCAAGUUGUUUACGUUGUCAAUCAUUAUCAAAACCAUGUAGUUUCAUAACAGAUGGUGGUCCAAAUAAUGGUGGUAAUGGUGGUGGUGGUGGUACUAAUGGAAAUAGUGAAGGUCCAAGGUUAUUACCAGGUGGUCAUGCUAUAGUUGGUGGUAUUAAGAGAACGGUUAGUGAAGCUGGGUUUGAUAUUGAUUUUGGUGCUUUAGAUCAAAAUGUUAAGACUAUUUUAUCAAUAUUACAAUCCAAGAAUGAGGUUCCUAAAAUAAUUGAGAAUAAUGAACAAGUUGAACAAGAAGAAGAAGAAGAGGAACCUAUUGAUGACAAUACAUCUAUUUCAAUACCUUCUUUCCAAACAAGUCCUUUUAAUUUCUUGAUGAAUUCAAUUUCAAAGCAAUCAUUACCAAAUUCAAUUAAAUCAAUAAUGAAUCCUGAAUCAAUCACAUCAAAACCUCAAACUCAAGAAAAUGUCAUCUCCUUAGGGAUAAUCUCACAAACAGAUGCACAGUUAUUAAUUGAUCGUUUUAAAAAUCAUUAUUCUCGUUGGAUAAGUUUACCAAAUAAUAUAUCAUCAAAUGAAUUUAUUGAAAAUUUAACAGAAAAUUCACCAUUAUUUUUAACCACUAUAAUAACAACGGCACUUAGGUAUCAUCAUCCAGGAAAUAAUUCAUCAUCACAACCAUUAAGACAAGCUUUGAAAACUCAAUUACGUAAAGAAUUAAUCAAUUUAAUUAUUCAACAAAAUUUAAAAAAUCUUGAUGAUUUAAAAGCCUUAGUUAUUAUAUCAGUUUAUGGUUAUUCUUUAACUUUAGAUAAUCCUGAUAGUACAGAAAGCUCAAAUAUAAUAGAUCCUUGGAUAAUCUCAGGAAUUGCAAUACAAAAAUUCUUAUCAUAUGAUAUCAAAACCCAAUUAUUAAACUUGGAUAAAUUAUCAACAGAUCAAUUUUCUAUAUCAUUAGACGAGGAAAAUUCUAAAUUAUCAAAUUUUAGAAUAUGGAAUCAUAUUGCACUUGUUCACCUGGUAAAUUGUGUAUUUACAUCAAGAUCAUGUCUCUUAGAUGAAAUUAGAUUAGAUCAAACUAGGAAAUCUUUAGAUUUAUCACAAGCUACAAAUUUUGAUGGUAGAAUUGUAAGUGAAAUUUAA
Molecule: messenger RNA, 1242 nt
Organism: Hansenula ciferrii
Lineage: Eukaryota; Fungi; Ascomycota; Saccharomycetes; Phaffomycetales; Wickerhamomycetaceae
Exons: 1
Coding region: 1-1242 (413 amino acids)
Biological process (GO): regulation of DNA-templated transcription
Cellular component (GO): nucleus
Molecular function (GO): transcription cis-regulatory region binding; DNA-binding transcription factor activity, RNA polymerase II-specific; zinc ion binding
Source: RefSeq, a predicted model, not a curated record